CAGUCGUCUUCCCGCAACCAAACCAUGUCUGGCCGCGAGCGUGACCUUGAACUGGGCACACGCCUUGACGACCUCGCUGUGACUGUCGACGGUCUUGUGGAGGAGCUGGCCCUCGAUGCCGCCCGCCGUGAGGCCGAGGAGAAGGAGGCCCGCCGCGCUGCCUUCCAGGAGGAGAAGCGCCGCGAGAUGGAAGCCGCUGAAGAUGAGGAGGAAGAGGGCCCCACACUCAACCAGGGCCUGAUGUUUGUGGCUGCACUUGUGUUUGGCGUGCUGUUUAUUGUGGGCUGGACUGUGGUGUACAACAAGGUGCUCGACCUCGAGCAGGUCAACCGCGACGAGGCCAUGAUGGCCAAACUGACGCCGAUGCAGAUCCUGGCCCAGGGCGUGGCCAAUGUCCAGCUGCUGGCAUUCUCGGACGUGUCAACGGAGAGCAAGCUGCAGUACAUCGGAGGCAUGGUGGCAAACGGAGAAGCGCACGAUAUGUCCAAGACAUUCACUGCCUUUGCCGGUGACGCUUUCUUCCUCACCACCACCUCGGCCUCGUCCGCUGUCCGCGGCUCUGCCAUCAACAACGCGCUGGCGGCCAUGGCAGCGGGCAACGGCUCGCGCAUUGUGGCCACGCCUGGCAUGAACGACCUCAAGCUCGCGUCGUCGCCUGCAGAGCUCGAGGCGCUCUUUGCCGUCUCGGCCAAGACCGCGACCGCCGCCUCGACCGGCUCGCUCGCGUGGGUCCUCUCCAACAUCAAGAAGACGUCCGACGGCAUGGCGCUGGACUCGACCUCGGACUUUGUCGUCGUCACCGCCGACGGGAUCCGUUUUGGCGUUGUCGGCCUUGUCUCCAACCCCAACGUGGCUGCGCUUGCCUGGGAGGACCCGGCGGUGGCCAUCACCCGCAUUGCCGACGCCCACGCUGCCGACUACGACAUUCUUGUGGCCGUCACCCACCAGACCUCGGCCGACAACGCCAAGCUGACCUCGGUCUCGUCAUCGACCCCGACCAAGCUCCCGGCCCAUGUGGUGGUCCAGGGCAACUCGUUUGCCUACGGCUACUCGGCCGCCAACGGCAAGGCUGUUCUCUCGACCUCGGGUGGUAACAACUACCUCUCUGGCCUCGACAUGACCAUCCGCCGCGAGGCCCCGUCGAUGUUCACCGGCAUGCCCGUGCCUUACGCCGCCGUCGCCCCGGCGCCCGCUCUCGCUGGCGUCGAGUCGGCGCUCGCCGCCGGCGCCACCGCCUUCACCGACCACCUCGCCGCCACCGCUGGCUCCACCGACGCCGCCCUCGACUUUGCCAACGCCGGCUCGAUGGAGACCAACGUCGGCCGCCUCGUCGCCGACCGCCUCGCCGCCGCCGCGCCUGCCGCACCCGCCGGUACCACCAAGGUCGCCAUCGUCCAUGCCGGUCUCUUCACCGGCACCACCGACGUCCCGUCCGGCUCGUUCUUCCUCUCGGCCCUCCCCCUCUCGGCCGACGAGCGCUUUGUCACGGUCACCACCACUCAGGCCGACCUCAACGCCAAGCUCUCUGCCCUCUACUCGCCGUGGGCCGUCCCCACUGCCAACAUGAUCCACGUUGAUGCCACCCUCGACGGCACCACCAUCAACUCGGCGACCGGCGCUGUCUCCACCCCGGUCACAGGCACCAUCAUGCUUGUCGUCCCGCACUCGUUUGCCACCACCCUUGGCUACUCGUCGACCUCGGCCGCCUCGACCUCUACCAUCGCCACCGUCGUCUACAACUACGUCACGGCCACCACUACCAUCUCGCCGCCUGCCACUGCCCGCGUCACCAUCUCCUUCGCCUCGGCCCGGCUCUUGACCUCGUCGACCAACUCGCAAGUCGUUGUUCGCUUCUCGCUGGAAAAGCCACUCUCUUCGGCCAUUCUCAUUCAAUCGAUGGCUCUGGCUCUGGCAUGGGACGACGCGCCUCUCGUUGUCGUCGACUCGGGCUUGCCCUCGUCUGGUAAUCGAUGGCUGUACAUUGCGGCGUGGAUCGACAUGGCGCCAUCUGCUGUCCUCCCUGCGCCACACGUGCCGUUCUCGCUCCAUCAGCGGAUCGACGACUCGACUGGGACUAUUGCUGCGGGGGUGGGUGCCGUGCUCCUGCUGUGCUUUGCGUUGGUCCUCUUUCAUCAGCAGCGGAAGCAUGCGUGGUAUCCGACGCUCUGCUCACCGAUGGACUCCGCGCCGCCUCCGAACGGUGCCAUUGCACCAUGGGCGCCCGAAUCGGACGACGGCUCGUACUCGCAGGCGUACUACUCGGACGACGACAAUGCCGACCGCUCCAAGCGAACCGUCGCCGAGCGCGGUGUCGGUACGCUGGCCGGUGGCUUCUUUGGCGCGCGGACCGGUGACGGCGGCGGAACGGCAGGCGGACACGCCUCGGCGGCUAUCGGCAGCGGCGGAGGCGGCAGCCGACUCGACGCCUCUCGCCCGACCGACGCCGCGAUCAAGUACGCCGAGCGCCGUCGCGAGACGUCUGCUGUCGGCUAUGCUGUCCUUGUUGUCCUCCGGCUCAUCUUUUUAGUCUUUGACGCUAUCCGGCUCCUCAUCAACCUCCAGCUCAUCCACGGCUCGCUCUCGCUCUACGUCGGCUCACUGCCAUCAAUUGGCGACAUUACCGAUGUAGUCCCGCUCGGCAACCUAGCUCCCAUCUUGUUCUCGGUCGAUGCGCUUCUGGCGUACUUCAACUCGCUCACUGCCGAGGUGCUGGUGUGGAACUGCGGCGGGACGCUACUGCUGGCGUUUCCGUGGCUCCUUGCGGCGUUCAUGGCUGCGUUUGUCGUCAUUCUUCACCAUGACUUGCUCUUGUUUGUGGCCAUCAAGCUGGUCUCGCUUCGGCCGUGCAGCGGACGGACGGGUGCGCUCAUUUUCCAGGCCAUCUCUGCCCUCCUCCAGGCUGUCCUCUUCUACAUCAUCCAGCUCAUUGUGCUCAUCAUGCCCCAGGUCUUUCUCGGCAUGUGGUCGAUCGAGCGAACGUGCUCACCGCUGGACAAGCAGAUGGCGGACGUCAUGUUCUUUGCCAACAUUGCCAUCCUCACGCUCUGCUUCAUCGUUCUUCUUGUCCUCUUCUCCGGACGCCCGUCGAGCAACAUCUCAGGUGCGUGCUGCUUUGUUCCGUUCAUCCUCGUCGUCGGCUCACUCAAGCGGCUCUUUCUCCUCACAUUUGGCUUUUGGACGCCGAGCCUGGUCGAGGCGCACGGUGUCCGUGAGCGAGCAUCAGAGUUUGAUGAUGACCCUCUUGAUGACGAUCCCCGCCACGAGACUGUCCUCGUUGUCACCUCCAAAUCGCGGUCGCUCAUCUGGAUGAUGCUCCCGCUCACCAUUGUGCUCGCUAAGCUUGCUGAGGCCAUCAACAACCCACCGCUCACCGUCCAGCACCCGCAUGUGUACAUGUCCACCUCGACGCUCUUUCGCGCCAUCAUCCUCCUCUUUCACCUCAUCACCUUUGGCUUUCUCAUCUCGGUGGUCAUCCUGGCCAACAGCGUCCUUUUCUACGCCAUGCUCAUCUCGCUCAUCCCGCUCCAUAUCUUCCUCCUUGGCCUUGAUCUUUUCGGCGUUGCCACAGAGCGGUGA
This is a messenger RNA of Thecamonas trahens ATCC 50062, 3576 nucleotides long. RefSeq lists its product as uncharacterized. The record is from RefSeq and is a predicted model, not a curated record. The coding region runs from base 25 to 3576 and encodes 1183 amino acids. Gene Ontology annotation, molecular function: hydrolase activity. Gene Ontology annotation, biological process: nucleotide catabolic process. The transcript is spliced from 5 exons. NCBI's taxonomy places the organism in Eukaryota, Apusomonadida, Apusomonadidae.